UCUCUCUCUCUCUCUCUCUCGUGGAUAUGGAUCGGAGUAAUGUGUGUGCAUUUGCAUUUCUGUGCAUUAUAGUCGCCGGAGUCGGAGCACAGUCUCCGGCGUCGGCACCAACCAAAACUCCUCCAGCGACGGUGACGACGCCUGCUGCAUCGCCUUCCACUGCGACAGCUCCGUCCAAGCCUAAGUCGGCAGCUCCGACAACUUCUCCGACUUUGGCUCCACCAAUAGCGGCUUCACCUCCCACAACUACAGCUCCGACAUCUGCUCCACCGACCGCUGUUUCAGCUCCCCCAACUACGGCCCCUACAUCAGCUCCACCGGCGGCGAAGACCCCUGUCAGUUCGCCUCCUGUGGCUUUAAGUUCUCCGCCAUCGCCUGCGCCUGUGCAAUCUCCACCUGCUCCGGCACCAGAGAAGGCGACUCCGCCUGCUGUUUCUCCUCCAGCGCCGGCUUCUGCUCCUCCGGCUGCAACUCCGGCUCCGGCUCCGAGCAAGAAGAAGACUAAGACUAAAAAGCACAAUGCGCCUUCGCAAGCUCCGGCUCCUGAACUGCUCGGUCCACCAGCACCCCCAAGCGAAGCUCCCGGACCUAGUCUUAACUCGGACUCGCCUAGUCCAGCUCUAAAUGAUAAGAGUGGAGCAGAGAAAUUGAAGAGCAUGCAGCUGGUGGUGGGGAGCUUGGUAUUGGGAUGGGCUGUGUUCAGCUGGAUAUUCUAAUUAAUUCAAGAUGAGAUUGUUUUCAAUUAUUGUCCCUUUUUUUUUUUUUUUUUUUU
Ilex paraguariensis (yerba mate) is the source of this 772-nucleotide messenger RNA. The record is from the annotation of a GenBank genome assembly. NCBI's taxonomy places the organism in Eukaryota, Viridiplantae, Streptophyta, Magnoliopsida, Aquifoliales, Aquifoliaceae.